AUGAAGGUCCUCUCCCUCCUCACCACCCUCGCCGCGGCGGGCGUCGCGUUCGUGUCCGCCCAGGGCGUCAUCGACGACAACUCCGAGUCGUUCCCCGAAGACCUCAACGGCUCCAACUUCACGUACCCGUGGCCCGUGAAGCUGUACAGGUUCACCUCGCAGCUGCAGCAGCUCGAGAUGGCCUUCAUGGACGUCGAGCCCAAGUGCAAGCCCAACGGCAAGACGGCCGUCCUCUUCCACGGCAAGAACUUCUGCGGCCCGACCUGGGAGACCACCAUCCGCGUCCUCGCCCAGUCCGGCUACCGCGUCAUCGCCCCGGACCAGGUCGGCUUCUGCAAGUCGUCCAAGCCCGAGCGCUACCAGUUCUCGCUGCAGCAGUUCGCCACCAACACCAACGGCCUGCUCCGGACCCUCGGCAUCGAGAGCGCCACCGUCAUGGGCCACUCGCUCGGCGGCAUGCUCACCACCCGCUACGGCCUCAUGUUCCCCGACCAGGUCGACGAGAUGGUCCUCGUCAACCCCGUCGGCCUCGAGGACUACAAGGCCCUCGGCGUCCCCUACCUCCCCAUCGACGACAACUACAAGUCGGAGCUCGCCAGCUCCUACGCCUCCAUCAAGGGCUACGAGCAGGCCACCUACUACGUCGGCGAGUGGAAGGACGAGUACGACACCUGGGUCAACAUGCUCGUCAACGUCUACAAGGGCUCCAAGGCCGACACCUACGCCCUCAACCAGGCCCAGAUCGUCGACCUCGUCCUCACCCAGCCCGUCAGCUGGGAGUUCCCCCUCGUCAAGCCGCGCACCCUGCUCCUCAUCGGCGAGAAGGACAACACCGCCAUCGGCAAGCAGUGGUCGCCCCCGGACGUCGCCGCCAAGCUGGGCAACUUCGCCGCCCUCGGCCCGGCCGUCGCCGCUCAGAUCCCCAACGCGACGCUGCACACCUUCCCCGCCCUGGGCCACGCGCCCCAGAUCUCCCACCCCGAGGAGUUCCACGACGCUCUCGUCGCCUGGUUGUCGAAAUAG
This is a messenger RNA of Colletotrichum higginsianum IMI 349063, 1023 nucleotides long. Its product is annotated as Alpha beta hydrolase fold protein. The transcript has a single exon. The record is from RefSeq and is a predicted model, not a curated record. NCBI's taxonomy places the organism in Eukaryota, Fungi, Ascomycota, Sordariomycetes, Glomerellales, Glomerellaceae. Bases 1 to 1023 code for a protein of 340 amino acids.